Brenthis ino (lesser marbled fritillary) is the source of this 480-nucleotide messenger RNA. Lineage: Eukaryota; Metazoa; Arthropoda; Insecta; Lepidoptera; Nymphalidae. The record is from the annotation of a GenBank genome assembly.
AUGGAAGCGACGAACAAUGCGAGAUGGUUCUCUGAGAUUGCUGCCAGAAGUACCUCCUUCAAAGUUUACGGUCAGGGCUGGAUGUCCUGCAAUAAAGAUGAUAAAGUACAGGCCGUUGUAGUCGAAGUGGAUGUCAAACCGUUUUAUACUCACGGUAUUCAAUCCUUGACACAAGUCUUACAAAAUCAACUGCAUCAAAAGAGAAAGUGUGUGGUUUGCCGAUCAGAAGAUGUGACAUCAGCAAUUACAAUCGGUAAUCACAUGAUCAUCGACAUUGAGUGUCUGCAAUGGACCCAGCUUGCCAAAAAUCUUGAACAUCCUGAUUGGCCAGGGACUCUCACGAUAAGUCAAGUACCGAAGAAAAUUGAAAUCGCAAAGUCAACUUAUACUAUACAGUCGGUAGUUGAAUAUGUUGGUGAAUUACAAUCACCGGAGCCUUGCAAAAUGCAAUCUGAAUUAUUGAUGGGUCAUUACAUCGCA